UCAUCCCUCAAUAAACAAAUAGAAGACUAAAUAAAUAGAUUGAACUAUCAAAUAGUUCAUCUCUUUAGAUCCUGUCACCAUGAAGGGGCGCAACUGUAAUCCUGCUUUGCCUCUCGGCAUUGCUGUUCUUGUGCUAAUCCUAGCAUCCAUCUCCCCGGCUUCUUCGCAGCAGCAAGUCAGCUUCAACAUCGGUGGCGGCGCGGCCAAAAAGCCGAGCUCCGGUGGUGGCGCGGGAGCCGGAGGCGGCGACAGCUUUGACCAGUUCAUCGCCAAGAACGUCGAGCACUUUGCCGUCACCGAGCAGAUCUACGCUAGCAAGGCCAAGGCCAGCGGCGGCAAGGUGCUCGACGCGGAGCUGGCGGCGGCCGAGGCCGGCACGGUGAGGUAUGUAGUGAGCCCUGACGGCAAGGGAAAUUUCAAGACCAUCACCGAUGCGAUCAAGGCCGUGCCGGAGAAGAACAAGAAGAGGACCAUCCUCGACAUCAAGCCCGGCACCUACAAGGAGAAGCUGACAAUCCCGAUGUGGAAGCCGUUCAUCACGUUUGUGGGCAACCCGAAGAACCCGCCGGUCAUCACGUGGGACGACACGGCAGGGACGCGCGGCAAGGACGGCAAACCCCUCGGCACCCUCGCCAGCGCCACCGUCGCCGUCGAGGCCGACUACUUCUCGGCCUCCGGCGUCGUAUUCAAGAACCACGCACCAUUGGCAAAGGCGGGCCAAGAGGGCGGGCAAGCGGUGGCGCUGCGGUUGUUCGGCACCAAGGCCGCCUUCUACAACUGCACCAUUGACGGCGGGCAGGACACGCUCUACGACCACAAGGGCCUCCACUACUUUAAGAAUUGCAUCAUCCGAGGGAGCGUCGACUUCAUCUUCGGCUUCGGGAGGUCCCUCUACACGGACUGCACGAUCAUGUCGGUGACGACGGAGAUUGCGGUGCUGACGGCACAGCAGCGGAGCAAGGCCAUCGACGAUAAGGACGCCAUCGAGAGCGGGUUCUCGUUCGUGCGGUGCAAGAUCUUCGGACUGGGCCAGAUCUACCUGGGGAGGGCGUGGGGGGACUCGUCGCGGGUGGUCUACUCCUUCACAGACAUGAGCAAGGAGGUGGUGCCCGUCGGCUGGGACAAAUGGAAGGUCGAGAAGCCAGAUCGGAAGGGUGGUGUAUUCUACGGGGAGUACAAGUGCAGCGGGCCCGGGGCCAUGUCCAACGAGAGGAUCGGGUGGGCGCGGGUGCUCGACGACGCGCAGGCGAGGCCCUUCACCGGCUCGCACUUCGUCUACGGCAACUCCUGGAUCCUACCCCCGCCCAAAAGCAACUUCUAGGUUGCUCAAAAAUGCAACUACUAGCUAGCCCAUUUGUCAGUAACUCGUGUAUCCGAGAUCUCCACUUGUUUUUGAGCUUACACGGCGAUAGCGAAAGCCUGUAUAAUUGACUUUAAGGAAGGUUUGUAAUAAAUUGUGUAAGAGCAUCUUCAACAGAUGAUUUAAUAUAGGGCAAAUGCCCAAAAAACUGA
Triticum dicoccoides is the source of this 1512-nucleotide messenger RNA. RefSeq names its product putative pectinesterase 63. The coding region runs from base 80 to 1321 and encodes 413 amino acids. Gene Ontology annotation, molecular function: pectinesterase activity. Gene Ontology annotation, biological process: cell wall modification; pectin catabolic process. Lineage: Eukaryota; Viridiplantae; Streptophyta; Magnoliopsida; Poales; Poaceae. The transcript has 5 exons. The record is from RefSeq and is a predicted model, not a curated record.